This is a messenger RNA of Porites lobata, 11088 nucleotides long. Lineage: Eukaryota; Metazoa; Cnidaria; Anthozoa; Scleractinia; Poritidae. The record is from the annotation of a GenBank genome assembly.
AAUCAACGGAAUCAAGUCAAACAUGGAGCAAAAUAUUCUUGGGCAGAUUCUAACUUUAUUUGAGGGCUUCCUUCAGAAGGUGAUCAUUCAUUAGCUAUUUGCAGCUAUAUCUACAAUAUGUCAAUAACAGGAAACGAUUUGCUCUUUUGCUUCAGCUUUUGUUACCUGCAGAUCUUGUAAAAUUCAGCUUCUGCCAUGAUAGACUUCUCACAACACAAGUUGAUAAGGUUGCUAUUUUAAAGCACCUUUCUGAACUAGUAGAAGACAUGCGGUUAUUUCAGGUAAUCACUGCUUAAUUUUCUCGAAGGCAGAAGAUAUACUAAGUCGAUCGAUCAUACUUUGUGGUGGUUAAGGAAAGUGCCCAUCUUGUUUCUGAAACUGGAUUAAAUUAAGGAUUUAAUUCCAUCUGGAUUGAAUCAUACUAUGAUGAUUGUCAUCAUACUUUAAAAUAGUGUACUUCCCUACCAGGCCCAUGGAAAGGAUUUUUUCUAAGACCAACCCCUCCCCCCCCCUCUUAACCCUUCUGAGACCCCCACCUCCUAAACUUUCAGUCUCUUCUGUAGGGCAGUAUGGAAAUUUUCUGAAAAUACACAUUAACAACUUUUUUCUUCGUUUAUACGUUUUUUGCUGGGCUCAAAAGUGUUGACUUUUUUGUUCUUCUAUAUUUUGUGUCAUUUGUGAGUGCUACAGGAUUUUAUAUGGAGGAUGAGCUAAUUCUUGAGCCUCUGCAUCAAAAUUAUGUACCAGUCAAUUCCAAACGUUCCCAUCCAUCCCCCCCUCCCCCAACCCCAUAUACCCUGAGAAUUUGACUGGAGUUAAGCUCCAAACAGUGGGGAAUUUCACUGAAAAUGAGGUCCCACCAGCCUGUAAAAUGUGGGCUUUCUGAAACAAACAAUUUUAUGGAAAUGAACAAAGCUCCAUAAGACAGCUUUUGAGACUUUCGGUCGUGUUUAGUAGGAUAUUUACAUUUGAAUAAACGGUUUGAGGCAUGGGAAAUUUUUUGAAAAGUUGCUUUUAUUACUACCUGGUGGGUGGGUGAUUUGACGCUUUUUGAAGCUCUAGCCAGCGGGGCAUUUGACCAACUAAAUUGCCAACAUACCAGGGAAUUUGACCAAAAUUUUUCAAAAAAGUCAAAUGCCCAGGGGAUGGGAUAGGUGGUUUUGGAAUUGACUAGUACAUUAAUACCUUUAUGGAUCCUACCUUUCAGGGAUGAUAAAUUACAUUAUAGUUUAUUUCUGAUCAUAAUAUUUUUCUUGUUGUAAAUUAUUGAGAUCCUGGAUCCCUGUACCGUAAUAAUGACCUAAGACUUUAAAUACUCUUUCAGGACAAGAGUGUUGCAAGUACACAAGAGUUGGCUGUUGAAUUGGCAGACCCACCAGCUAAAAAAUUAAAGUUGGAGGAACAACAGAACACAUUGAGUGGUAAUAUUUAAGACCUUUGUAGAGGGGUAUUUGUGUUUCUGGCAUUAACCUGCUUUGCUGUACUUCUUCCCUAAAAAACAGUCAUUUUUCAUGGAACAUAAAUUAUCUUAUUUACAAGAAGCAUUUGAGUUCAUGCUGCAGCUUGUCACGAAGAACUUUUGGUAAAACUUUAGGAUAAUAGACCAUGAGAAAUGUAAACUUGAACAAUUUUACAUCUGGAAUCUCGUGGCUACUGGAUAAUUAUAUAAACAUUGAUUCACAUCAUCAGUAUGUAAUUUGGGGGGGUAAAUUGAAGACAUCCCUUCUGCAUGAUGUCUCUAGUGGCGAGGAGUGAGGAAAGAGGUUAUAUUUGCAGGCUAAACCUUGCCUUAAGAAGAAUAUAAUAUCAUAUUUUGCAGUUUCUAAUGAUAUCACAGAACUGGAUGAAUCACUUAUUCAAGUCAAAGCUGGAAAAGCUGAGGUUAGCAUAAUCUGACACCAUGAAUGUCUUGAUGAACCAUUAGAGAAAUACAUGUAUCCCAAACAAAAAUUAAUGACAAAUAAAUUAUUAUAUUAUGUACUUGGUGACUUACUGGUAAUGGUUUUCCAUCUAGAUUGACAGAAGAAUUUCAGCUUUUAUUCAACGAAAAAGAGUAGAAGUGGACUUGCUGAAUAAAAGAGAAUUUUGUAGUGUUUUAGAUGUGGAAAAUAGUAAUGGUAAGAACAUCAGUGGACUUUAUUUCUAAUGUUUAUUGGCCAUUUGCUCAUAAUUUAAGAAUUAUUUUACUAUAACUAUGAGAGUUUCCCUUUAAGAGUUUAAAUUUUGUUUUGUUUAAUUGCAGUGUGUGUGUAUAUGUUCACCCUAAUAAUUAUUGAGAGAAGAAAUCAUAAAACAGACUUAUUCUGGUUUCCUAUUAGUCAGUGACACAAUAGAGACGAGAAGUCAUUACGUCACAUCGCCAUGGUAACAAAAUUUCUGGAUCUCAACAAACCGUGGUCUUGCAAAUAUGGUCAAAAGAAAUCCAUCAAGGGUGGGCCACAGGGGUAACAGCCCGGGUGGUCAGCAGUCCAUAGUGGAGAUGUUGAUAUGGUCAGAUAUUCCCUUGCGUAAGAUGUCGGCACUGCGGUUGACAAAAGUCUUAAAAGCUGUUUGAAGUUUAUAACAUCUUACUCUUUUUUUUAGGUAAUUGAUAUGGCGUUUCCGCAAAUUUGUGGCUUUCACUGUCGUUUUUUAACGUUUGAUGUGUCGCUGUCAAAAAUUAGUUGCUCAUUACAGUUGCUUGUCGCUGUUAAAAAAGCUCCAUGUCGCCAGUUUUCAGGCUAAUGUCACCUAGCCUGUGGGUUUUACCCCUUGGAGGGCCUCAAAUAUGGCAGAAAAAAACAAAAAUAAAUGACAACAUUUAGUAAAAUCUAACUAGUGGUCUAUUAUUGAUGCUGCGUUCUGAUUGGUUGAGCUACUACUAGGCUAUAUGUUAUAGCCUACUAGAAGCGAAAAGCGCACGCUUUUUGGCGGCAAAAAAGGAUUAAAGUUCAGCUUUCACUAGCUAAAUUUUUUUUAUUCUCGAUAUUUUUGACCAACUAGUUGGAUUUUACUAAAACAAUUAUUCCUCUCGCCCUCAUGGCCCCUGGUCCCUCUGAGUCAAUAGCCCAUGAGGCCAAAGAGCCCAUUUGGGCUCGAGGAAUAAUAAUAUUCCUAUUUUAUUCUCCUUUGCAUCGUCCCCUCUAUCUGAAUUCCGUGAUCAAGCUAGACAUACCCUUGAUAUGAUGCCAAGAUGCCAUUUAUUUUUCUCAAACAUGGAACGAGCGAUGAACAUUUCUUUUUAUCAACUUGCUACAUUGACAGAAUUUAGAUGUGCACGAACAGAUGCAGUAUUUGUACACAGACUUGGGCAGAAUAGUCACAUCAAAGGUCUGUGAACUUUUCUCAUGUUGUUCCUACUCUAUAGAGAGAAGAGAGGCUUGUAUAACAAUCCAGAAACGGCCAGUGUAAGGUGCAUUAGACUUGCGAAGGAGGGGGCCCUUUUUCUGGUCACACGUGUGCUGUGCUAGCUGGAUUACCAGCUUUUGCUUCUCAUAAAAGCUCCAAAUUAAAAAUCUUGUGAACUAUUAAAGGAGGCAGAGCACAAAUUGUUAUGAAGGUGAACACGAUCAUUGCAGUAGACUGACCAACCUAAAUUUUAUUAGCAAAUUGUUGAUGAGUACUCGAAAUAUUUCGAUGUCACAUAGCAGACUUUUCCUCUAACCAGCUUACCAGAUGGAGUUUUUAGUCACGUUACAUUUUGUUUAUUUCAUUAUUCGUUUAUCACUGAGUGGUCCAUGAAAGUGCAUGUCACUGGGGCACCUAAGUGGACUAAUGCCAUUCCACUAAAAUAAUUACUCAUAGUGAUACUAACUGAAGUCCAAAAUGAUAUUUUCAUAGUGACCAAAGUUGAUGACAGUAGUACUACAUCAGAGGCUCAAGCGCUAGGACCCGAGAUUUCAACUCGUUCAUCUCCUCAACUAGAAACAAAGUCUUGCCCUGGAGUAGAAGAACGUCUUCGAAACAUCGAAACUCAUCUAGGAUACAGGCCAGGUAAAGCCACUCAUCUGGCCCCGGUUGUUCAAACACUAAAUAAAUAGUGCUAUCCACCAGAUAAAUCACAAUCAAGCAGAUUAGUGUUAUGGAAACCAAGUGUUUAUCCGGCAAAUAGGUAUCUAUUAACUCGAGCCCAAAUGGGCUCUGAGUCAAUAGCGGCUGCUAUUGACUUAGAGGCCAUGAGGGCAAGAGGAAUAAUAUUAUUAUUUUACUAAAAUCCAACUAGUUGGUCAAAAAUACUGAGACAAAACAACUUUAGCUAGCAAAACACGAUUCAGCCACCAUUGUUUUGGUUUUCAAAGCCGGCGCUUUUGGCUACAAGUGGGCUAUAACAUAUAGCCUAGUAGUAGCUCAACCAAUCAGAAUGCAACAUUGGUAAUAGACCACUAGUUGGAUUUUACUAAUUUUGGAUUAGCAUUAUCCACCUUUUGAACAACUGCAGUCUGAAAGAGAAUGAGAAUUCACAUGGUUCACAAGGCCCUUGAGAAAAAGUGAAAAAUGUACCAGUUUUUGUAAAUAGUAAGACUCAACCACAUUCCUGAUUUUGGUGCGAUAAAAUUACUAGUACCAGUGAUUUCGUUAUAUCUGCAUCAUGCGACCCUGACGCACAAAAACCCAGACGCAAAAUAAUUUGUGGCAUGUGUCCCAUAGGAUACAAAGAUCGAUCAUUUAGCCUUUGUUCUGCUUUAAAAAAAAGACUUUAUUUUUAACUGUCUGGUUUCAUAAAGGCUCAAGUAUUUUCAACUUUGGACUCGUUUUUUUUUUUUUUUAACUGGAAUUCAUUGGUUCUGGCCUGGGACUCAUGAUAUUUGCCAAGAGGAGUCCCAGGAGUCACCAUAACUAUCUGUCACAAAAUCACUGCAGUACCAUUUGUCAGACAAUUCCCACUGAAAUUUGAUGGUAAGCUCUCAUAGUUUUGAGUGUCACUUUUAGCGGAUUUUAGUUUAAUUUUUGGCGCAAAUGUUUAUGUUUAAUUUGCGAGUUGAACAUAAUGACAAUACCCCUUUAAUAGACUGGCACAUCAGCACAGGUAACCACUGUUUCUCACACUUCUUUAUGAACAAAGAUAUUUUAAUUCUAAAAAUUAAUCUCUAAGUUACAUCUGAGCAUAUUGAACAAAAAAGGCAGCGGUAGCUAAAUUCUAAAAAUACAGAUUGAAGCAUAUGCAACAACUUUUGAUUUCUGAGAUUUUAGCUUAAGACUUGAGGUAAGACUAUAAAUUAAUUCUCAAACUGACUAUAUUUACAAACGUACGUGCACAUACACACAAACAGCUGAAAGUAAAACUCAACAAGUCUUCGGCUGUGCCAAGUGUUAUUAACCCUAAAAAUUGCUGUCUUGGCAUUUGUUAAAAGGUCCGUGACAGCUUGCUCAGUGUCGAUCAUCGAAGAAAGUUUUUGUGUUUAUUUGCUGCUGGUGUACUUGGUCACUGCCUUUGUUCCCUCACUGACAGCGUGUUUUGCCAGCUCGCCGGGCAGAAGUAGUCUUAUGGCGGUCUGGAUUUCUCGUGAACUUAUCGUUGACUUCUUGUUGUAGUGUGCCAGUCUGGAAGCUUCCGUCGCUAUUCGCUCGAAAAUAUCGUUCACAAAAGAGUUCAUGAUGCCCAUAGCUUUACUUGAAAUCCCUGUGUCAGGGUGAACUUGCUUCAAGACUUUGUAAAUGUAAAUGGCAUAGCUUUCCUUUCGCUUUCCUCUUCUUUUAGUCUUUCCUUCCGUCGUGGCUUUAGCCUUGCCAGCCCUUUUCUCGCCUUUCUUACCAGCUACCUUUGGUGCCAUUUCAAAGAUUUUGUGUGAAGUUUUUCAAUCAUGGCGGGUAUUUAUAAGAAAGAAGCUCUCGGAUCAAUUAGUAUGCGGAUCGAAAAUCCUUUGUUACGAUUGGUGCACAUAACAGAAUGACCUUUGCCCAGUUCUUUUCUGCUUCCGCCAUUCAGUGCUAUGUGUCAUGGCCCGUUCCUUUAUAUUUCGAAGCCACUCUUAACAUUUUCUCGUGAUUUUUCUCAUGAAAAUCUGUGUAAUGGGUAUCACGAGUCUCCAUGCGUCAACCAGACUUUUGUAGUUGAGAAAAGGAAGAUUUGGUCGUCUUUGUAUUGUUUGGGGGGUGGGGGUAAGAAAACGAGAUAAAUAGACGGACAUCUUUUUGUGCGAACUGAAACAAUUAGAGUAAAUUGUUCCGUCGCCGAGAAACAAAUUUUAAGGUUGUAGAUGGGGUAUUUGAAUAACAACAUGAACUGAGUUGGUCAUAAACUUUCGAGAGAUGUGGUGGCUCCUAAAGGAGCCGUUUAUAAGUCUGCAGAUGAUCCCUCUAGCCGCCGAAACCGUACAGAGUACGUCCCUGGCGUUUGAGAGCGUAGACCACGUCCAUGGCGGUCACUGUCUUUCUCUUGGCAUGUUCGGUGUACGUCACAGCGUCACGGAUAACGUUCUCCAAGAAUACUUUUAGAACACCACGGGUUUCUUCGUAGAUGAGGCCUGAGAUUCGCUUGACACCGCCACGGCGAGCAAGACGACGGAUAGCUGGCUUGGUUAUGCCUUGGAUGUUGUCACGAAGGAUCUUUCUGUGACGCUUAGCACCUCCUUUUCCGAGACCUUUUCCUCCCUUUCCUCUUCCAGACAUUUUACUCGCUGUUUUUCACAAACUUAGUAAUGCUAAAUUGCUGUUCAACUGCUUUGCUUUCUAAGGGUCGGCCGACGAUUUUGUAAGGUGAAAGCGGACCUCUUAGGAAACGCAGAAAUAUUUUGAUUGGUUCUGAAGAGAACAAGGAACGCUCAUUACGUCAACUUGGCCUUCGCAUAAUUAUCAUAUUUUAAGACAUUUGGAUCCGUCCUCUUGUCGUUGAAUCGUAUUUGCUCCCUUUUCCUGCCGUUUACGCGGGUUUUUAAUCAAAAUAACAGCUAGAAUAGAAAUGCAAAGAAACCCGAGGAUCGAAAUCCACCAAUCACCGACUAUUCAUUUUAUUAUUUUUUGGCGUACAUGUCACAGUUUGUUUGGGUUUGAACAACUUUUUCAUUUUUUUUCAAAAAUCAACAUUCGAUUAUGGAAUAUCUGUAUUCAUUUUAUGUUUUUGAAUCAACAAACGAAAUUUUUUCCGAAUUGAAAAUGGCUUGGACGGGAGUUUACAAAAUUUGGAUCCGUCCUACGUUGACGUGAACUUUUUAUUUUUUUACAAAAAUUAUCUGUAUUCAUUAUAUUUUGCUUGUUGAUAAAAUUCGAAAGAGACAGACCACGAAUAAUACCUUAAAUGCUCGAAUUAAUGCCCGUGCCCCCGCACCCCCUUUUUCUUCGUUAAGAGGGAUGGGAAUUUCUAAAGUAGGUAUGUAACGGGUGCCAUUUGUCAAGAGAAGGUAUACUGAAGGGGUCCUUUUUUUCUCAGAAAUGGUAUAUUAAAAGGAUAAAGGGUUGGACCUCUGGCCGGAGUCUCCCCGAAUGAACUUUGUUGAAUACCCUUCCGACAAUCACCAGGGAAUGCCCCGUUUGAGAACAUCGCUGUCGGAUGCUGAAGACGCGAGUCCUAGAGUCAUAUAGCCUGAGGGAGUAAAACCGACCUGAAGUAAUCGUUUGAAAUUCAGGCCAAAUGUCAUCAUAAGGAUAGUACCAGAAUAUGGUGACCUAACAAAACGUGAAAUAAAAGUGGUAUUCAAAAGAGAAGUACAAUGUAUAUGUUUACGUUUUCCUGCUUAAUGCCGCUACAGCCAUUUUUUAAGGGAAAAGCCCUGGGGACGAGGUUGCAGUGCAUCCUUUUUAAUUGCUGAAAAUGCACUGUCUCCUAAAUGUGAGUAAAUCACAAAACCAGAACGUUUUCUCGACUUUUUCACAGCCAUUAAAGACAUUAAAUGCAUCUGUUAGCCCUUUUGGGUCGAUCUUUCUAUGGAUUUUUACAGUCCGGAAUGACAGUUUUCCCUUCCCUUUCAUAUACUUCAGCUAGUGAAAUUCCUACCCUUUGAAGCCUGAAAAAGGUACCCUUUGAGGGCGGGGCCUCCAGUGGCGGAUCCAGACCUUCAGAUAAGGGAGGGGGGUGGCCGGUCAUUCAGACCCUGACAUAAGGGGGGGAAGCGGCCUCCAAAAUUUUUUUCCGCCCUUCGGGCCUCAGUUUGGUCUAAAAAGAAGGGGGGCCCGGGCCCCUUCCCUGAAUCCGCCACAGGCCUCACCGUGUAGGCCAUUCUGGGGAGUACCUCCCUCGGAGGGAGACACGCGUGUCUCCGCCGCGCUUCCAGUUUUUUCUCCCAUAUUACUUCCAAUUUGCUCUCAAAGGACGGUCUUUAACACUGACACCUCUGUAAAAUGGACACCUAGAGUUGGUCCUUGCCUUUCUUUACUCACUUUAUUUGACUCUCUAUAAGACUGACACCUCUGUAGAAUGGACACCUAGAGUUGGUCCUUUCCUUUCUUUACUCACUUUAUUUGACUCCAUCAAACGGACAUCUCUGUAGAAUGGACACACUAGAGGGUCCCAGUCUUUCUUUAGUCACUUUAUUUGACUCUCUGUAAGACUGACACCUCUGUAGAAACGAAAAUUCAAGUUGGUCCCUGCCUUUCCUUCCUCACUUUAUUGGACUCCAGUGUCUUAUAGGACAUCUCUUUUACUGAUGCUUAAGGUCCCAAAGUCCAAACGGAUGGAUUGUAAUUUGACAAUGUACCUCCCCCCCCCCCUCUGAAACGAAAAUACAAGCUCAAAACUACCCUUUUGAGUAUUAGGCUAUGUUCGCACUGUACCGGAUAGCUCUUGCACCGGCGCGGAAACCACUGAUACCGGAUAGGGUUUCUGUUCACACAUAAAAUCGGUUACUACUUAUGCUGCGCCUGGAGCUGCUGUAAGUCACGGAGUCACUGGCUAUAUUUACAUCUAUUUCGAGAAAGGUUGUCGGAAAAAGCGCACGCGACAAUCCCGAAAGGUAUUGUGGGUGGUUUUGGGUUGACUGUUCUUCAAAGAAAUUUGAAAAAAUGACACGAGAGGCCAUGGGCGUAUGUUUGCGAGUGCUAAAGGAAAUAAACAAAAGUAGGUUCCAGAGCUACAGUGUCAGGAACAGUGUAUUGAUCAUAUCGCAUAUCACCUUUCGGGAUUGUCGCAUGCACAGUUUUUCGGACAACCUUUCUCGAAAUACCUGUAUUUCAAAAAGAUUUAUUCGCUUGAGUUCUUAGUCAUCUCUCCUCUCUUGUCUAUCAGGCGAAUCCUUUGCUUUCUUUCCCGAAACACGCCAUUAGUAAGAAUAAGGUAAUUUUCGUUUCGCAUUCAGUCGUGCGCUUUCAACGCUAUUUUUUUGUGAUCAAUUCCAGGGAGGCCUGUUCCAAGUGAUGUGUACAAAAGACUAGCUGAUCUGGAGCUCAAGGUUCUGCGUCUUGAAGGACUGUCACCGGAGUACUUCACUCAGAAUCAGGUAAGAUAUUACAGUAAGUUGUAUUAUAUGGCUGAAUCCGCGAACGGGCAAGAUGAAAUGAGUCCUGUGUUCUAGUUGGCUACCCGAGGGGGAAAGAUGGGCCUAUCUUGCCCGAGCGGGAUUUCCCGCGCUGGUCCCGCAAGAAAAAGUCCGCUUUUAGUCAUGUAUAAAUCCUUUAUUGACCAAGCUUAUCUGGUCAAGACUGGGUCAAGACUGGGUAUUUGGCUUGUUCUUUUUUACUUAUUUUUACUAUUAUUGCCUUCGUCUCGUUCCAUAAACGAAAUGCACAAAACAACUUGCCAAUAAUUAUAUCCAGCCAUCUUGACCUCACACUUAGUCAACAGCGCAUUAUACAUAGAACUACAAUGUAAAGAAAAUAACUUUUGAGAUUUACCGUUGAGAAGUGGUUUCUUUUGGUGAUACACCUGCUGACAAAAAGCCCUAAGCAGAGGGCAGAGUUGGGGGUGAGCGGGUGGCUGAUGUACCCAUAACCCCUCGCGUUCCCUUCGAUCACGCUUCUCGCGUUCUGUCCUCUGCGUGCGAUCCAAAUAGAGGCGACUGGGGCAAGUCAGAAGCAAAGCUACAAAUACCAGCCAUAAGUAGCGGUCGGACAAUCUGCUACCAAAAUUUACCCUUGUCCGACGAAAUUCUAUUUUCGUUCAGACAUGAUGAUCGGACAGAUCAAAUACUAAAGAGUUUCAUUUUUUAGUUGAGGAUUUGCAUAAAACUCAGAAAAAUUAAAAGCCCAUAAAAUGAUGUGUGUCGCGACAACUUUUCUGGUUUUAAAUGGGGACCUGGUCGGACAUAUGUCAUUUGUAAAAAGAAAAAUUAUUGCCAAUCCUGUUACAGCUGUAACACGGGACCUACGAUGUCAAAACUUUUUAAGGAUUUUGGGUUUUUCUGGCUGCGACGUCACUCAAAAUACAACCCUCUAUCUUGCAGAUUUCUCUUUGCAAAAGCCUUAGUCAUGCCAGAGAAAUUUUGUAAGGGUCAGGGUAGAAAUCAGAAUUGCUGUCUUCGAAUUGAAACCUAAAAGCAUUUCACAUACAAUCAUAGGAUGUCUUGGUAGGCUGAUUGACGUCAGAGGAAAACCCAAAAUCCAAAUUAUAGUUUUUGACAUCCAUAACUCUGGAAAUGAAAUCUACUGUGCUCUUGUUGCAAAAUGCGAAGAGAAAAAUAUGACUCUGCUUUUUCUUUUCAGGCUCAUACUAUCAGACGUGGAAAUAAUUCAAGAAAUGUGGAGAGAGCUGAUUUUACUCAGGUAUCGUGUCAUAAGAUUUUUACAACUUAAGCCCCGUGCAAACGCACGCAACAUUGUCGGCCAACAACUCCUAACAUUGUUAGAUGUUACAUGUUGUGUCCGGUUGCACACCUUGUUGCAUGUUGUUGGGAGUUGUCGCUCAAAGUUUGAAAACCGUCAAACUUUUAGCUACGUAGCUACGAACGGAAGCAACAACCGUCCCAACAAUGUUGGGAGUUGUUGGCCAACAACGUUUCGUCCGUUUGCACAGGGCUUUAUAGCGGUUACCCGAUGUAUCUGCAGGAAGUCCUUCUUUUUUCAAGAUGAUAAAACAGCUCGGAACUCGUUAUCUGUCUCCUCUUUCAUAUUGACAGGGCCUUACAUUAGAAGCAAUUGAUGAGCGAAUCAACAGUCUCCGCCAGUCACUAUCAAAAGGAAGAUGGCAAAAAGACGCAACUCGCGACGAGAUAAAAGAGAAUCAAUGAAAGGCGCUAUGAUGGA